Molecule: messenger RNA, 2758 nt
Organism: Sinocyclocheilus grahami
Lineage: Eukaryota; Metazoa; Chordata; Actinopteri; Cypriniformes; Cyprinidae
Product: ubiquitin protein ligase E3 component n-recognin 3
Exons: 14
Coding region: 1-2082 (693 amino acids)
Biological process (GO): ubiquitin-dependent protein catabolic process via the N-end rule pathway; protein ubiquitination
Cellular component (GO): ubiquitin ligase complex; cytoplasm
Molecular function (GO): ubiquitin protein ligase activity
Source: RefSeq, a predicted model, not a curated record
AUGGGAUUUUUUGACUAUGACCAAACAAAUCUCCUCUGUGUAACCGUGGGUGUGCUGUCACUUGCAGCUGUAUGUCUGGUUUUCAUUCUGUCUGUGGUUUCUCCGCAGAACCUGCGUGAGGCUCAGGUAUUCAGUCUCGUGGCGGAGCGCAGAAGGAAGUUCCAGGAGAUCAUAAACCGCAGUAACCACGAGGCCAGUCAGACGGUGCGGCCCAAGUCCUCAUCCUCUCGCUGGCUGCCGCCCGGCUCGCCUCCGCAGCUGGUGACCGAGAUCCUGGAGAUCCGUGAGAGCAUGCUGUCUCUCCUGGUCAAGCUGCACCAGAAACUGUCUGCCAAGCAGAACUCUCUGUCUCUGAGCUGGCUGGCUGAGGUGGAUCCGGCCCAUCACACGCACGGAGAUGGGUUAACAGCCAUCGAACGGAUCCUGGCCAAAGCUGCCACCCGUAGCCGGCACAGCAAGAGGUGCCUCCAGGACAUCUGUGGGAAAGUGUGUCCCCCCAUACCGCCCAAGAAGAACAGUCCUGGAGAUAAGAAGAGCAUGGACAAGGAAGAGAGGCGUCAAAGGGCCAGAGAGAGACAGCAGAAGCUGCUGGCGGAGUUUGCCUCGAGGCAGAAGAGCUUCAUGGAGACUGCCAUGGAUGUUGAGUCACCUGAAACAGAUGCAGUGAUGGACAUGGGCUCGGCUGAACCUCUAGACUCAGAAGUUCUGUAUGACUGUGUGAUCUGUGGUCAGAGCGGCCCAUCUACUGAAGACAGACCCACAGGACUGGUGGUACUGCUGCAGGCCUCAUCAGUGUUGGGGCACCGCUGUCGUAGUGACACACCAAAGCGAUUGCCUACUACGGAUGAGGAACAUAUCUACCCCGAGGACACAUGUGGAGCGGCCCAUGAUGUUAGGCUCUCCCUUAUGCAACGCUACUUUAAAGAUAGUUCAUGUCUGCAGUCUGUGUCUAUUGGCUGGGACGGGGGUGUGUAUGUGCAGACCUGUGGCCACACUCUGCAUAUAGACUGUCACAAGUCCUACAUGGAGUCCUUACGGAGUUCAUGUCUGCAGUCCGUGUCUAUUGGCUGGGACGGGGGUGUGUAUGUGCAGACGUGUGGCCACACUCUGCAUAUAGACUGUCACAAGUCCUACAUGGAGUCCUUACGGUGCAGGUACUGUGAUGAUGAACGUCCUGAGGUGCCCAUGCUCUUCAGAGACGUCCCGUCCCUCCUCAUCAUCUUCAUCCUUACCAUGCCUCAGCCUUUACGCAAAGAGCACUUUGCGUGUGUGGUGAAGGUGCUGUACAGUCUGCAGUACACUCAGGCUCUGGCCGCUCUGUCCAUCAGAUUCAGUCGUGAGGAGAGACUCGCCUGGAGCAACACUGCAGCUGCCAAGAAGAACACGCCAAACUCUGACAAAUCAUGGGAGUCGCUCCUGGGUCAUGUGAUCUCUGAGCUGACGAAGGCCAAAGAUGUGUAUGACACCAACUCUGAGGAAACAUUCGUGUUGAGCUCCAGUGUGUGGUCUCCUCAGUCCAUUGAGCUCAGCCUACAGCACUUCUGUCUGCCCUUCCUGAGACUGUCCUGUUUACUGCAGCACCACCUGUAUGGAGACGGCUUACCUGGCUGCCUGUCUCUAUUAGUUCAGGAUCCGCAGUGGGCCGCCCCUCGCCUCCUGCACCUCCCAGACAAUUACAACACCAUCUUCCAGUACUACCACAGGAAAUCCUGCACCAGCUGCGGCAAGACCCCCAAAGACCCUGCGCUGUGCCUGGUGUGCGGCGCGUUCGUGUGUCUGAAGGGUCACUGCUGUAAACAGCAGGGCGUCUGUGAGUGUGUGCUGCACUCUCAGCACUGCGGAGCAGCGACUGGUAUCUUCCUCCUGAUAAACGCCUCGGUCAUCAUUAUCAUCCGAGGCCAUCGCUUCUGUCUGUGGGGGUCUGUGUAUCUGGACGCUCAUGGAGAGGAGGACAGAGACCUACGUCGAGGAAAGCCUCUGUAUUUAUGUGAGGAGAGAUACCGCGUUCUGGAGCAGCAGUGGGUCUCGCACACCUUCGACCACAUCAACAAGCGCUGGGGUCCCCAUUACAAUGGACUUUAACAGUUCAGCCCACAACCUGGAGAGGACGGGUCACAUGAUGCCAGUGCCAGCCUCUGUGGCAUCCUCUGAUGAUUUCUGUCGUGUAAUAUAAAGAAAACCUGCAUUGAGUUGGCCACAGCCUGGGUUCAUGUGAAGUUUAGUGUACAAUCAAGCUUAUUCACUAACAGCGUGUGUGUGCGCGUGUGUUUUAAAGUGAUUUUUGGUGUGGAUUUAUAGGAGAGAAUUUUGUUUUGUCCCAGCAAGCUCAAGGUGAGUGUCUAGUCUGUUGGACGCACAGAGUGGAAUAAUACUCCCGUUCUGUAACUUUUGGAAAACUGACAUCGUUUUUGAGGAGACAGACUCUUAAAAAAACUAUUUUGACCAAUGUUAAACAAAUCAUGUACAGAUAUCAGAAUUAAUAUCAAAACCUUGAGUGCUAAAGUUACCAAGACUCUCAGCAUACGCCCCCACCCACCCCACCCCACCCCAUGACCACAUCAUGCUAUUUGAGUUAUUUGAGAAAUACAUCUCAUAAGACCGAUUGUGGGUUCAAAAAGCAGGGUAUGAUGUGAAAUAUCAACCGAUUAGAGCUAAAGUGAGAUUUGUCUGACUCGAGGUGUAGUUGCAGUCAUCCUCAGGUAUUUUAUUUUAUAUAUUUUUUUGUUUUGUAGUCUCAGAUAAAAGAUUUUAAUAUUUA